This is a messenger RNA of Momordica charantia (bitter melon), 2535 nucleotides long. Its product is annotated as Pentatricopeptide repeat (PPR) superfamily protein. Lineage: Eukaryota; Viridiplantae; Streptophyta; Magnoliopsida; Cucurbitales; Cucurbitaceae. The record is from RefSeq and is a predicted model, not a curated record. Gene Ontology annotation, biological process: RNA modification. Gene Ontology annotation, molecular function: RNA binding; protein binding.
AUUUCAUAAUCCUAACGAAUAAUUCGAAAAUUGUCGUCCAUCAAAGAACGACUGUUAUUCAAACUCAACACCUAGAAAGCAGAAGAAAGAAACAAUGGCGUCGGUUCCAAUUCAACCUCAUUUAAACCAAUUAGUUCUAUCAGUGCUCGAAAAAUGCAGUCAUCUCAAUCACCUCAAGCAAAUCCAAGGCUUUCUCAUCUCUCUUGGCCACUCUCAGACUCAGUUCUUCGCCUUCAAGCUCGUCCGCUUCUGUAAUCUUACUCUUGCUAAUUUAUCUUACGCUCGCUUCAUUUUCGAUCAAUUGAACUCCCCAAAUGUAUAUCUCUACACUGCAAUGAUCACUGCUUAUGCAUCUCAGCCCGAUUCUAAAGCCGCGUUUGUUUUGUACCGUGACAUGGUCCGCCGAGGAACUCCUCGACCCAACCAUUUUAUCUACCCCCAUGUUCUGAAAUCUUGCCCCGAGGUUUYGGAGUCCAAUGCCACGCAAAUGGUUCAUGCCCAGAUUCUGAAAUCUGGAUUUGGUCGAUACCCAGUUGUCCAAACGGCCAUUGUUGAUUCCUACUCGAAGUUCUGUUCGGAYAUUGGAAUUGCACGACAGAUGUUCGAUGAAAUGAUUGARAGAAGUGUGGUGUCUUGGACGGCUAUGAUUUCUGGGUAUGCGAGGCUUGGGAACAUUGAUGAUGCAGUAGCCUUGUUUGAGAGUAUGCCUGAGAGGGAUGUCCCUGCUUGGAAUGCUAUUAUUGCUGGAUUUGCUCAGAAUGGAUUCUUCUGUGAAGCAAUUUGGUUGUUUAGAAGAAUGGUGUCCCUGGCAAUGGAGGAUGAUGAGGAGCGUGAAAACAAGCCAAACAAGAUCACAGUUGCUUCUGCACUUUCAGCUUGUGGGCAUACUGGGAUGCUUCAUCUUGGUAAGUGGAUUCAUGGUUAUGUUUUCAAAAGUCUUAGUCAGGAUUCAUUUAUCUCAAAUGCUCUACUUGAUAUGUAUGGGAAAUGUGGCAAUCUAAAAAUAGCGAAAAGGGUUUUUGAUAUGAUUACUUUAAAAAGCUUGACGUCGUGGAAUUCAUUGAUAAACUGUCUUGCACUCCAUGGCCAUAGUGAAAGUGCAAUUGAUUUAUUUGUAAAGUUGGUUGAAUGUGGGGAUGGCGUGAAGCCAGAUGGGGUUACUUUUGUUGGUGUGUUGAAUGCUUGUACUCAUGGAGGAUUAGUUGAGAAAGGUUACUCAUACUUCGAAAUGAUGAGGCAGGACUAUGGCAUUGAGCCUCAGAUCGAACACUUUGGGUGCUUGAUAGACCUUCUUGGCCGUGCAGGACGGUUCGAAGAAGCAAUGGAAGUUGUGAGGGGAAUGAAUAUUGAACCAGAUGAGGUUGUAUGGGGUUCUUUACUAAACGGAUGCAAAAUCCAUGGCCGGUCAGAUUUAGCUGAAUAUUCAGUGAAAAAGUUGAUCGAGAUGGAUCCAGAAAAUGGCGGUUAUAGAAUUAUGCUGGCAAAUAUAUAUGCGGAGCUCGAAAAGUGGGAUGAGGUUCGCAAGGUUCGGAAACUUUUGAAAGAGCAAAAUGCUUAUAAAACACCAGGCUGCAGUUGGAUCGAAGUUGAUAAUCAGGUCUAUCAGUUCUAUUCUUUUGACAUGACACAUCCCAGUGCAGAACAGAUAUACAAAACCUUGGAAAGURUGAUCAGUUUUAUGUAAAAAGCAAAUGAAGAUUUGACAUCAGAUGAGAGCGUAUCCUGCACUCCAUGUGUUAGCUUGCGGUAGUCGGCACGAGAAGGUYGAACUACAAGAGGAUACUGAAGCUCUAUCCUCCACUUCUCUCCUUUCAUGAAAGAUAUCUCCCCUAUUUUACCUUUUACCUAUUGAGAGGCAGUUGGAAAUCUACUUUCUCCUCUUUGUAUGUGCAUAUGAUAACUCUUUACAAAACACAAAGCAUAGGAGUAACAUAGUGCAAUUUCCAAGUUAGAGUAAAAUGGCCGAUGGGGAAGUUCUGGGAGUUUUUUUCUUUAACAAAUCAAAGGUAAAUGACUGUUUUUGCUAUGUCUACCAACUUGUCCAUGGACAUGUAUUGGUUAUUAUGGUAGUUAUGGUAUAGCAGGAAUUUGCUGCUUCAUAAGUUGGAAGAAUAGCAAUCCCAAGAAAGUGAAAGUUUUCAUUUGGGAGAUUAUUCUUGAAAGUAUCAACACUUUUGAUGAUAAGUAGUUACAAGGAAGGUUGCUGGCUUGAUUUUCAUUCAUGCGAUCAAAGCUACUAAGUUUUGGAACCUGCUACUUUUCUCUAUCUGUUUUCUCUCCUCCUCGGUCGUCUUUUCAAGGAUAAGGCUGAAAGUUUUUGGCUCAAUUUUAUUAGAAGCUUCAAGUUUUUGGCUCAAUUUUAUUGGGAGCCUAUUUUUUAUGACAUUGGAGGGAAAGAAGCCACUUAUUUUCUAGAGGAAAACGGAGAGAUUUUUGUAUCUUAUAUGGAUAAUGUUCUUUCUUGUUACAUUACAGCUUCUUGGUGCAGGCUAAGCUUGUAAUUAACUAUUGCUAUUUAAUAUUUAUUGAUAUUUU